Letharia columbiana is the source of this 3210-nucleotide messenger RNA. RefSeq lists its product as uncharacterized. The record is from RefSeq and is a predicted model, not a curated record. Gene Ontology annotation, biological process: intracellular signal transduction; microtubule cytoskeleton organization; protein phosphorylation. The coding region runs from base 1 to 3210 and encodes 1069 amino acids. Gene Ontology annotation, cellular component: cytoplasm. Gene Ontology annotation, molecular function: tau-protein kinase activity; ATP binding; protein serine/threonine kinase activity. Lineage: Eukaryota; Fungi; Ascomycota; Lecanoromycetes; Lecanorales; Parmeliaceae. The transcript has 2 exons.
AUGUCGGCUGCCUCAACGGCUUCUCCCUCUGUGGUGCGCAGCUCUUCACGAAAACAGCCCUCAUACAGUUCUCCCACAACAGAUCGACCUCACAGGACCCCCUCUACGGCUACCAAACCCUCAACAGGAUCCACUGGACCUUUGCGAUCAAAUUCGCAAUCUCAAUCAUAUUCCCGUCCCACGACGGCCUCCGAUCAGGCUUCUCUCGCUGGUGUCGCUCGGAAAGAUCAUGAGACCACCAACCUAGCUAGGCCUUCGAUUUCUCGCCGCAGCUCUUCUCGAGAGCGAUCUUAUGCUGCCCCACCGCCCCAGCGAACCGAGUCUACUCGGGACUCUCGCAGAACUUCUUCGAGACCAAGUCAGUCGCGCAACACCUCAAGGAUGUCUACCGCUACUGCGGUAGCCAGCAGCGAUGGCGUGACAGCUGUUUCAACACCCACUGCUGCCAGAAUACAGUCCGCUGCUGCCUCUGGAAGCACUACACCUCUGAAGAGGAGGACAACACUUGCUGCGCAAACAGGACAAUGGUCUUUAGGCAAAACUAUAGGAGCAGGGAGCAUGGGCAAAGUAAAGCUGGCUAAGAAUUUAGAGUCUGGAGAGCAGGUUGCUGUCAAGAUCGUGCCCCGGCAAUCAACGGACGAGCAUCGCAAUGAUCGAGAUCGUGAACGUGCAGAUCAUUCCAAGGAAGUCAGGACUGCCAGGGAAGCAGCUAUCGUCACUUUGCUCAACCACCCAUACAUCUGCGCGAUGCGAGAUGUUGUGCGCACAGAUUACCAUUGGUACAUGCUGUUUGAGUACGUGAACGGCGGUCAAAUGCUGGACUAUAUCAUCUCUCAUGGCAGGUUAAAGGAAAAGCAGGCUAGAAAGUUUGGUCGGCAAAUAGCAAGUGCCCUUGACUAUUGCCAUCGGAAUAGCAUCGUUCACAGAGACUUGAAAAUCGAGAAUAUCUUGAUAAGCAAGACGGGGGAUAUCAAGAUUAUCGAUUUCGGUUUGAGCAACCUGUUCUCACCAAGGAGCCAUCUCAAGACGUUCUGUGGUAGUUUGUAUUUCGCUGCGCCGGAACUGCUGCAAGCAAGGCAAUACACAGGCCCUGAAGUGGACAUCUGGAGUUUCGGUAUCGUCCUAUAUGUGCUGGUUUGUGGGAAAGUGCCUUUCGAUGAUCAAAGUAUGCCACAGCUGCAUGCGAAGAUAAAGAAAGGUGUGGUCGACUACCCAACGUGGCUUUCCCCAGAAUGCAAAAACCUCAUUUCCAGAAUGCUUGUGACAGAUCCGAAACAACGAGCCAGUCUUGGCGAGAUACUGAACCAUCCGUGGAUCACUAAAGGCUUCAAUUCACCUCCUGAAAAUUACCUUCCUCCGAGAGAGCCUCUACAAUUGCCUCUAGAUCCCCAAAUAAUUGAGAAAAUGCAUGGGUUCGACUUUGGCGAACCCGACUUCAUCGAACGUGAGCUAACAAAAGUUUUGGGCUCUGAGGAGUACCAGAAUGCUGUAAGACACAAUGCCCGAGAGCACGCUGUCCAUGCUAUGGGCAGUGAAAAGAAACGGGGUGUCUUCGACUUCUACAAGCGGCGAAGUUCCGUCACAAGUCGAGAAACUCUGCCAAAUGCGUCUUCUGACGCAGUGCAGCUUGGUUCAGACCCUGUCAACGCUUUCAGUCCCCUCAUAUCAAUCUACUACUUGGUCAGAGAGAAGAAAGAAAGGGAACGUAUAGAAGCUAACCCUGGAGCACUGAGCAUGCCCAUGUCUCCAGGCGAGAAGCCCCUAAAGAUCCCCGACCUACCUGCACCCGAAGCAGCAUACACCAACGCUUCGGCUUACGAGAUGCCUGGUGAGAAGACCACAGGUGGCCGCUCGAGAGCACGGUCGAGGACACAUGGAGAAGAAGACGUGACAGAAGGCUUGAAGAAAGUCAAUCUCAAUGUACCUCCCGGUGUACCUCCAGCCAUCGUGACGCCAGGCCAUGAACAGCAGCCCGCCAAAAAAGAGAGCGCUGCCGUUGGACUUCUUCGAAGAUUCAGCACGCGGCGGUCAAAGGAGCCCAGAUCAGAAGCCCAGCACUCUCCGUCAGUGCAGGUGCAGCCACCUACGGAUACAUCCACGACGCCAAGGAAAAGCUUCAGUGUGCGGAGAGCUCGUAAUAGAGAGCCAACCCCAACGACAAUGCUCCACCCCGGCGGUAGCACACCUCAUCAAGCUGAGCUGCUAACGCCCCCGGGCACGCUAGAAGCAAGAUCGAGGACGAAAAAUACCUUGGAUCGAUCCACGAGCGUCAAUUCUGCUGAGUACCGAAAGCGGCAAUCGCAUCGAGGCGUAUCUGAAGGGCAAGGCUCGAUUCCGGCCAUCGAGCCUCCCUUAACGAGUGGCUCUGAGAGGUCUAGCAUCAGCGGUCACAAACCGAAAGCAAGCGAGCCUCCGCCGAUCGACCAGAAGAGUGUUCUUAACGCCCGGGCUGCAACCACACGCACCAAGUCUCUUGGUCACGCGCGACGUGAAAGCAUACAAGCUAGACGCGCUCUAAGACAAGAAGCCCACGAGGCUAAUGUACCAGAAGAACCGGACCAAGAAUUGGCAGCAGGCGCUGAUAGUCCCAACAAGAGUCUUGAGAACAUGAAACCAGUCUACCUCAAAGGUCUCUUCAGCGUCUCCACCACAAGCAACAAACCUCUGCCCGUCAUCCGCAUGGAUAUCGUCCGUGUACUCAAGCAACUAGGAGUACAAUACACCGAUAUCAAAGGCGGAUUCAGCUGCCGCCACGCUCCCAGCAUCGAUCUCAAUCGCGGCCCUGACAAUAGCCCUCCAAGCCCGGAACUUCCAUCUGGCAACAGACGGCGAAUCAGUUUCGCCGGUGGCUUGAGAAGCGGCGAACGCAAUGAAGAAGCGUCAGAGAAGCCUGCGCACAUCCCCCGCAACCCAUCGCGCAAGCACCCAGCCCCUGAUACCUCAUUCACAGCCUCUGACGAAUCAGAUGAUAGCGCUAUUGGAGUUGGCGCCGCUCGACGACGUUCUCAAGCGGGCGAGAGAACGCCGGCCGGGGAAACAACGACGCAUGUGGAAAGUGAGGUUGGCGGGAACAUGGUGGUAAAGUUUGAGAUAUUCAUAGUGAAAGUGCCACUGUUUAGUUUGCAUGGGAUCCAAUUCAAGAAGGUGGCUGGGGGGACGUGGCAUUACAAGAACAUGGCAACGCAGAUUUUGGAGGCCUUGAGGUUGUGA